Molecule: messenger RNA, 1041 nt
Organism: Neocloeon triangulifer
Lineage: Eukaryota; Metazoa; Arthropoda; Insecta; Ephemeroptera; Baetidae
Product: carbonic anhydrase 2-like
Exons: 7
Coding region: 67-1008 (313 amino acids)
Molecular function (GO): carbonate dehydratase activity; zinc ion binding
Source: RefSeq, a predicted model, not a curated record
GAGAAAUUACUGCUGGCAAGUUGGGAAACUCUUGUCAGUCGAACUAGUUCACGCAGCAAAAGCACAAUGAUCCCUGCUUUGGAGCUUAAAUUGAUAACAAUUUUGUUUUUCGCCUCUGUGGUCUCUGCCCAAUAUGGAACUCAACUGCAGCCCCCCGAUUACAGCUACUCUGGUCAAAAUGGACCAUUAACUUGGGCACAAAAGUAUGAUUCCUGCAACGGACAAAAACAAUCCCCGAUUGACAUUACAACCAGCUCGGCGACCAAAAUGGAUUUUCCACCACUUAAUUGGACCGAUUAUAUAGACCCUGCGCGCUCUUGCACACUAAUGAACAAUUGGCAAGGAGUUCAGUUAAUGUUUCCCCCGGGAUCAGAAGCCAGACUCCGAGGAGGACCACUGGCAUCGGAUUAUGUUUUAUCCUAUGUGAUUUUCAAGUGGGGAAAUGAGCUCGGAAGUGAACAUUCCAUUGAUAAAUAUUUUUAUGGAUUGGAAGCGCAAUUAGUGCACUUCAAAAAAUCGGCCGUAAGUAUAGAUGCAGCUUUGAACCAACCGGACGGUUUGGCAAUUGUUUCCAUCAUGUUUGGGAUAAACCUGAAAUCAAAUUUGAGCGACUUGGAUCCGGUAGUUAGUAAUUUAAAAAGUGUUACCACUGGCGGAUCUACCCAAGAUCUUCCUAGCGGAAGGUAUAUGAACUGGCUCCGAAAAUAUAUUAACUCGGAUUGCGGCUGCACUAAAGAGACCUAUUACACUUACAUGGGUUCCGUGACCAACCCCCCUUGCUCGGAAAAUGUGAUCUGGAUCAUCAUGGCAAACCCCCUACCAAUUGGACAAAAUCAGUUAAAAGAAUUUCAGAAGGUAAAGGGUAUUGCAGAUGCAAUGGUGGCUGAAAACAAGAGACCUCUUCAGCAAGUUAACGGCCGAAAACUGCAAUACAAACAGGGAUCGGGAAUUCCUAUGUCUCAACCUCUAAUGCUAGUACCCAUACUGUUUUUAAUCAAGGCUUUUUAAAUUAAUAAUUAUAAUAAAGCGUGUUUGUUACAU